AGUGGCAGGAGGUGAAGGCGCUGCCCGCGCUGAGCGCCGCCCGGCCGGCCCUGCUGCACCGCCUGGCACGACAGGCCUCCUUCGACAGCCAGGACUUCCUCGAGGUCAAUGUUGAAGACACCGUCGAGAUGCUGCCCAAGUCGCGGCGYGCGCUGACCAUCCAGGAGAUCGCCGCCCUGGCCCGCUCCUCGCUGCACGGCAUCUCGCAGGUGGUGAAGGAGCACGUGACGAAGCCGACGGCCAUGGCGCAGGGCCGCGUGGCCCACCUCAUCGAGUGGAAGGGCUGGUGCAAGCCCGAGGAGCCGCCCGCCGCGCUGGAGAGCGCCUUCCGCUCCUACUGCCACCUCAGCGAGGGCGAGCAGGAGGCGCGCUUCGCCGCAGGCGUGGCCGAGCAGUUCGCCAUCGCCGAGGCCAAGCUGCGCGCCUGGUCCUCGGUGGACGGGGACGACUCCAACGACGAGUCCUACGAUGAGGACGUGGCGCCCUCGGCAGAGAGCCCCCAGGCGGCCGAGCCAGCCGCGCUGCUGCGCGACCUCCUGCACAGCCACUGGUGCGAGCUGGGCGCGCGGCACGGCUCCUGCGAGCCCGAGAGCGACUCCUCGCGCACCCUCUCGCCCGAGACGCUCUGCUCGAGCCUCUGCAGCCUCGAGAUGGUGUCGCCCGCCGAACUCACUGCCAAGCUGCUGGGCUCCCUGGCGGGCGAGGACCUGCUGCUGCCCCCGCUGCCGCCGCCGGGCAGCCAAAGUGCCUUGCGGGGCCUGGCGCGGCUGCGCCGCCGGGACCCCCUGUUCGCCGUGCCCUGCCUCUCGCCCGCCGACGACGAGCUGCUGCUCGGCAAGGACUUCCCGCUGCGCCGCAAGGUCUCCGACGUCGCCUCCUCCGGGGUGGUGUCGCUGGAGGAGGACGAGGCCGAGGCGCCGUGAGGAGCCGYGCGACGGGCGACGGCACCGUGGCCCCGUCC
Nothoprocta perdicaria is the source of this 961-nucleotide messenger RNA. It is a transcript of the gene FAM131A, whose product is annotated as family with sequence similarity 131 member A. NCBI's taxonomy places the organism in Eukaryota, Metazoa, Chordata, Aves, Tinamiformes, Tinamidae. The coding region runs from base 129 to 923 and encodes 264 amino acids. The record is from RefSeq and is a predicted model, not a curated record. The transcript is spliced from 5 exons.